UGUGUUGUAGGAGCCCGAAGCACCACGAGACUCCACCCCGAUAGAAGCAGCAGGGCCCAUCCUACCUUUCUCGCCCUUUCAUCCCAGCGGAAGGGACAAAGGAGGCUAGAAAAAUAGAGGGAGGCAAAUUUUCCUUAGUCCUCAUGGCGAGGGACACCGCGCAAACUCCGACCAUCCCUCGUCUCCGGCUGCUCCAGGGCGCCGCCAGUUAUUCCUCCGACUUCACCGCCCCCUCGCUGUCUGCGCCCUUCAAGCUGGACGAGGGUUACUCCGAUGAAACCAAAAGUCAGCCCGACAAGGAGCUCCUGAACCCGUCCCCGGAUGAUGUGAUGCCGCUCCCCGACUGGGUUCAUACUUAUGGCGAGGCCGAGAGAGCCGAGCUAGCCUACAAUCUUCUACGGACCUUGCGUGCUUCUACGGUCGCCUCAGUGGUCGAACGGCUGGCGCCUCUGCUGCAUAUGGACCCGGUGUUGAAACUCCCGCCCGAAAUCACUUCCGAGAUCUUUUCCUACCUUGACCCUCAGACGCUGCUGACCGCGUCCCUGGCAUCUCGCGCCUGGCGCAGUCGCAUCUUCGACUCCCGCCUCUGGAGAGAUUUGUACAUUGGUGAAGGCUGGCGGGUCGACAUCGAUGCCGUUCGCACGUACGAACAAGAGCAUUCGGGAUUGUCAUCCCCCCAACUUCGCAAGUCGCGGCUGAGAUAUACAGACCCGGAUCUCGGUGAACCGAAACAGAAGAAGCGUGUACCUCCCAGUUGGCUAGACUCUCGGGCGACAGGGUCUUUGGAUAACAAUGAGGCCGUGCGGGGAAAUGGACUGCAGGCCGCUGUAGAGGCAGAUACCGAAGGGAAUCAUCCCAUGAGCGAUGUGUCAAACGAUCGAGGGACGCUUCUCUCCGCCGGGCAACAGUCACCGACGUCUAGCACCCGACGUGAGUCCCAGUCAGGAUCUGGCCAUUCCAAGUCAAACAUGCAACCACCCUCAACGACCUCGCGUCGCCCAAUGUCGUCGCUGCUGAUCCGGAUGCCCAACGGCGCCGCUAAGAUUAAUUGGCCACAUCUGUAUCAGCAACGAAGACGGCUGGAAGACAACUGGGCCAAGGGCCGUUUCACAAACUUUCAACUCCCACACCCAUGUCAUAUGGAAGAAGCCCACCAGGAAUGUGUGUAUGCAAUCCAGUUCACCGGCAAAUGGUUGGUUAGUGGCAGUAGGGAUAAAACGGUUCGAGUUUGGGAUCUGGAUACUAAACGACUCUGGCACCCACCUCUUCAAGGUCACUCCAAAUCGGUUCUCUGUCUUCAAUUUGAUCCCCGCCCGUCUGAGGACAUUAUUGUGUCAGGAAGCAGCGAUAAGAAUGUCAUAAUAUGGCGGUUUUCCACCGGAGAGAAACUCCACGAGAUUGCCCCGGCUCACGACGACUCCGUCCUGAAUCUUCGAUUCGACGAGCGGUACAUAGUAACCUGUUCUAAGGACAAACUCAUCAAGGUCUGGAACCGGCAGCAGCUCUCGCCAGCCGAUAAGGACUACCCCAGUGUUUUCCAGGGCUCAGGCGUCUCGUAUCCAUCGUACAUCGUUGACACGAGCGAGAUCCCCUCUCCUAUACUCGAAGCCGAAAUCGCCAAGAAUCACAUCCGAACCUUAGCGCCUUACUCCUUAUUGAUGAUCCUCGACGGCCAUACGGCGGCAGUCAACGCCAUUCAGCUUAACGAAGAUGAAAUCGUCUCCGCCUCGGGCGAUCGCUUGAUCAAGGUCUGGAACCUUCGCAACGGCUCCUGCAGAAAGACCGUGAUAGGCCACGAAAAGGGCAUCGCCUGCGUUCAGUUCGACAGCAAACGUAUAAUCAGUGGUAGCAACGACGACACCGUUCGUAUUUUUGACCACGCCUCCGGCGCCGAGGUGGCCUGCCUACACGGACAUGCCAACCUCGUCCGAACAGUCCAAGCUGGUUUCGGAGAUCCCCCCGGAGCCGAGGAGACCUUACGACUGGAAGCCCUGGCUGUCGAUAACGACUUCCGGGAUGCUCAGCGCUCCGGUACGAAUGUGGAUCUCGGCCCUAGUGCCCUCCGUCGUGCAGGGUAUCAACAGAACACCAACGGAUCCCGGAAUCCACGAGACAUCAAAGCCCUGGGAGCCAAGAUCCCUCCGGGCGGAGGCGGUAGCCAAUGGGGAAGGAUCGUCUCCGGCUCGUAUGAUGAGACCAUUAUCAUCUGGAAGAAGGACAACGAAGGCCGCUGGGUCGUGGGACAGAAACUCCGACAGGCAGAAGCCGCUGCCAACGCCUCAUACAGCAACCUGGAUGCCGCUGCACAAAAUACAAUUGCACGAUCCAAGGCCUUUGCCCAGCAAGCGCAGCAGAUCCAAGCUGCCGCUGCCGCAGCGCAACAGGGUCAGACACAGGGCCCUGCCGGUCAUGGCCAGGGACAACAACAGCCACUACCACCCCGUUGGCCUACAACGAAUCCCAACCCAACCGAACAACAGCAAGGAGGGGCCUGGCCUCAAGGGCCCGUGAACCCAAGCAGCCUCAUCACAAACCAUCAUAUCCAAAACCCAAUCAACGCCCACCAAGGCGCAAAUAGACCCCAUCCUCCCAUCAUGAACCCCGUUCUAGCGGCCGCAGCAGCAACCCAUCACCACCAUCCCCGGCUGAAUCGGAUGGCCGCUGUCCCGGGCCAACCGCCUACCUCCAGGAUCUUCAAGCUCCAAUUUGACGCGCAGAAGAUCAUUUGCGCGAGUCAGGAUCCGAGGAUCGUCGGAUGGGAUUUCGCCGCUGAUGACGAGGACCUUAGAGAAGCAUGUCAAUUCUUCACCGGGUUGUAAUCGAUGAUCAUCGGCACGUGUGGGGGUGAGGUAGAAUCUUCAUCUACUGGUUCAUGGAAGUAUCCGUAUUCUUUUCCCUUGUUCUAUUU
Messenger RNA from Aspergillus ibericus CBS 121593, 2908 nucleotides. RefSeq names its product F-box and WD domain protein. Gene Ontology annotation, molecular function: protein binding. The transcript is spliced from 2 exons. The coding region runs from base 144 to 2819 and encodes 891 amino acids. Lineage: Eukaryota; Fungi; Ascomycota; Eurotiomycetes; Eurotiales; Aspergillaceae. The record is from RefSeq and is a predicted model, not a curated record.